This is a messenger RNA of Danio aesculapii, 3430 nucleotides long. It is a transcript of the gene p2rx1, whose product is annotated as purinergic receptor P2X, ligand-gated ion channel, 1. Gene Ontology annotation, cellular component: nuclear inner membrane; plasma membrane. The transcript has 13 exons. Lineage: Eukaryota; Metazoa; Chordata; Actinopteri; Cypriniformes; Danionidae. The record is from RefSeq and is a predicted model, not a curated record. Gene Ontology annotation, molecular function: extracellularly ATP-gated monoatomic cation channel activity; purinergic nucleotide receptor activity; ATP binding. The coding region runs from base 324 to 1520 and encodes 398 amino acids. Gene Ontology annotation, biological process: monoatomic cation transmembrane transport; response to ATP.
UGAGCGGUGGACAUUAAGCCUUUAUUUGCAGUUGGACUCUGAGUUAGUUACUCCGCCCUUAAGAAGUUUAUUCGCCUGAACAUGAAUUUGCUUUACAGCCACAAGAGGACAGAGGGAUGAAGAACAAUGCAAAGUGGGCGGUUUACUUUCAGAAGUGUUUGGUUUGGAAGAGAAAGAGUGAAAGAAAGAGAAAGAGACAGAUAAAGCUGAGGGGAGGAAGGAAGUCUUGAGAUCAGCUCACCAAACACAUCUUAAGAGCGCUGUCCAGGACGUCUCAAGAACACUGUGAAGGAUAUAUCGCAUCUGUGGACACUUCCCUUUCAAUGACAAGAAUGAAAUCCGCAAUAAAGAACACUUUUUCAAACUUGUUCUUUGAAUAUGAGACUCCUCGGCAGGUUCUGGUCAAGAACAGAAGGGUUGCAAUAGUGUGCCGAAUCAUCCAGCUGGGAGUUUUAGCGUACAUCAUUGGGUGGGUGUUCAUGUAUGAGAAAGGCUACCAGACGGUGGACAAUGCCAUCGGCUCAGUCUUUACCAAGAUGAAGGGAGUGUCCUUCACUAAUAUCAGUGGACAGGAGCGGAUAUGGGAUGUAGCCGAUUAUGUGUUUCCUGAACAGGGAGACUCGUCUUUUGUUGUGAUGACCAACUUCAUUCCCACAGUAGGACAGGUACAAGGCAAAUGUCCUGAGCUGCCGGAUGGGAAGAACAAGUGCACCAAUGACUCAGACUGUGAUGACAGCAAAUACAAACGUACGGGCAAUGGGCACAUGACGGGCAGGUGUAUGAACCAAACCCAGACUUGUGAGAUCUACUCGUGGUGUCCUGUUGAAGACGACCGUAAAAUACCAGACCCUCCAAUCUUGCUGACAGCAGAAAACUACACACUAUUCAUCAAAAACUCCAUUACCUUUCCCCAGUUUGAUGUAGUCAGGAGUAACUUGGUGGAGGGUAUUGAUCAGAAUUACAUUAAUAAAUGUGUAUAUCACCCCAAAACUGCUCCGCUGUGUCCUAUCUUCAGACUGGGAGACAUUGUUGAGCGAUCCGGGUUCAGUUUCUCAGAAAUAGCUCGUGUGGGAGGUGCUAUAGGACUACUCAUUGACUGGGACUGCAAUCUGGACCUGAGUAUCAGAUUCUGCAAACCAAAAUAUGAGUUCUAUGGUCUUUAUGGAACUGGGAAAAAUGACCAAGUAGACAAAGCAUCACUGGGAUACAAUUUUAGAUUUGCUAAAUAUUAUGUGGAGAAUAGCGUGCAGAAGAGAACACUGAUGAAGGUGUUUGGUGUGCGGAUAGACAUUAUUGUUCAUGGGCUGGCAGGAAAAUUUGAUAUAAUACCAACGCUGACAGCGAUAGGUUCAGGAGUAGGAAUAUUUGGAGUGGCCACUGUUGUGUGUGAUUUGCUGCUCCUAUAUAUACUUCCAAAGAAGGAUUUCUACAAAACCAUGAAAUUUAAAGAUGCAGAAAUCUGGGAAGAGACCCCAGCCUUGCCCCAGACACAAAAUGACAGCGAUUCACAGAAGGAGUGAAGUCAGGAUGGCUGCCAUGACGACUGACUACUGCACUGAAGAGGGAAAAAAUCUAGUAAAUACAUCAAAAAAUAAACUGACUGGAGCAUAAGGAAAGAUGACUGGAGUUAUGGCACACAUCAUUUUCCUUUCUAGAUGACAUUUCCUUCUCCAUCCAUGGAGAAAACCAACAUGUUAAAUCACUGUUAUGAUAUGAGAUGAAGCUAAUAUUCACUGGGUGUGUUAAUAGUGAAAGCCUCAGGACUGUAUAGAAACAAUUUUGUAAGGUUUUUACCAGGUUUACAGAGUUUUCGUCAACACGUGUUUUACGAACAGGGUAAUGUACAGUAUAGGCAUGCCACCCAUUUACAACUGUAGAUAUUUUAUUGCUUUAUUUACUGACAUAUAUUUUUGUAUUUUUAUCUUGUGUUGUUGUGAUUCUAACUGUGACUUUUGGAUUUUUGUGUGAAUUUAGUCGCAAAUGGUCAUUGAGCCAUGCUAGAACUAUCAUAUUUUGCUUUCGCUCAUUCACAAAAUGCUGAGCCAAGAAACAGAAGUCUGUUAUUUUAUGACUAUAAAACUUUGUGAAUUUCCAUGGGUCAGUAGUAGUGUUUGGUGGUUCAAUAUUUCUGCAUGGCACAACAGCCUUGUUCCAAAACUCAAAAUUCAUUUUCGUCCAUAUAGAGCAAUUGAUUAUUUACAAUAACUGAAAAACAUUUAAAGACAGACCGGUUGUACGCCCACCUGUUUACAUUACUUCAGCUUAUUGUUAAAAAUAAGCAUGUUAAUAGUAGGUUUUUUGUAAUAAAACUACAUUUCCCAUGAUGCUUUCCCCAAUUUUGCAGAGAAUGAGAUCUUUAGUUCCACCCAUUCCCAUGAAGCACUGCAACUUAUGUAAUCAAGUCAGUCUCCAUCUGUCCUCAAAAGCCAUAUCAGCCAUUUCACCCUGCAUCCCAAGACCGAUUACUCACUGAAGCUAAGCCAUACCUGUCAACAUUGGGAUGUGAAAAUAAGGGAUAUGCCCACCCUUACACCUAACCAGCUUUUCUUCACUGUAUAAGUAAACAUUCUGAUUAAAGAGCAGCGAAUGAGUCUCUCAUUUAGAUUUUUCAUUUGAUUGAAUAACAGGAGUGUCGCUUUAAAAAUGCACACAUCCAUAAUGAAAGCAUUCCAUUGCGAGACCCCCUUCAUGAUUUUGAAGCGCUUUUAGUGUAUUGCCAUACACGAUAAAUGUGCUAUAAUACACAUUACAUUACAUAAAUAUAGGAUUUAUAUAUACAGUAGUCAACAUUCGAAGUGUAUCAAAAAGUUAUUCAAAAUUGUUCAAAAACAAGAGUAGGUGUUGUUUAAUAGUUUUAGAAUGACAUUAGAAUGACUAAUGAAAAGUGAUGUAUAUAUAUAUUUAUAUAUGUAUGUGUCAUUUGCAAUGGUUCAUGGGAUUGUAGUUCUAGGGGCGUAUCACAGAAAGAUCCUAAUUUUAAAAUAGUCCCCAUACUGCUUGGUAACAUAUUGAGUCUGAAAUGUGGCAAUUUUUAAAGGGAGGUGUGCCCCUUAACCCCACCCCAGGCCCUGCCUCUCAUUGGGGAUAAGCAAAUCAUAAUGUACAUAAUGUCAUGAGCAAAAUGUACAAUUUCAUACAAAUUAGAUAUUAAAUCAAAAAGUUGCAAAUUGCAGUGAGAUUGUUGGUAAAUUCAGUAAGCAGAACAUUUAGAACAAAAUAUAUACAGAACAGCAUUUCCUAAGUGUGUUGUCUUACUGUAUCUCAACUACAGAUAGGAAGGUGGUAUUACAGAAACAUCAAAACACAACUCAAAAAAAUCCUAAAAACUGACAACCUAACAGCUGUCCUAACUACAACAUUAUACUUUUGCUUAUAACUUCACUGUCCGACAAUUAUUUUUUAAUGAUUGAAAAUGAAGAACAAAGGUGCU